GCAACAACGGAAAAGGAAAUCAGUAACGCAUAGUGCGUAUUUACAUUCACAGACGAUAACUUCAGCUGCAAGUUUCCAAGAUGGGACUACGAAGUUUAGAAUUGAUUUGCAUGUUUACUAUAUUUGCAAUAAACCAUCAUGGCCAAAUUGGGAAAUCCUUAACUUCUGUGGAUGCCCGUAUCAUUCCACCUGCAUUUAAGACAGACAAUCCCAGCGAAAAAGAGGACCUGCAAAAUAAUUUUUUAAAUAGGCCAAACCGUUAUGCCAAUAAACUCUCGUAUUCAAAUAGUGAAAGUGGCGAGGAGAAAUCAACUAUUUCUAAACCAAGACGCUCCAGCACAGACAACCCAGAUGUUGGAGAAAAAUAUCCGAGAUUUCAACCAAACGAUACUGACGAAGUAAUAGAUGAGAAUGAUAGAACUGAUGGUGAUGAAAGAGGGUCGUCUUUAUUUACAACACCAUUCCCUGCUUACACCGGAGCAACUAAAUCUAGGCAUAUAACAUGGGGACCACUGCCAACCUCUAGGAUUCAACCUCCUCCGCGUAGAACGACAGUUCUACAUCAACCUCGCGUAGAUAUACCGGUAACAAUCAUUGCAGGACGUAUCCCCGCACAACUUAAUUCACGAAAGCAAUCAGUAAGUUCAAGUAUCAGAGGUGUGAGCGACUCCGACGUUGGACUAGUCGCUGGAAUCUUUAUGGGUAUAUUUUUUCUUCUGGGGAUGGUGCUUGUUUUCAAUAUUCAAUGUAUUAGAGCGCGAUUUAAAUAAGUUGUUUUUACAUUCUUUAUUGGUCUGUAUAAUAAUGUUCAAUAAUAAUCAUGUUGACAAGUUUUAUAUUUUAUGCUAUAAAUUUGUUGAGUAUAAGAACACAAUUUCGUUGAAAAUAUAUUUCAUAUUCUUUAUAUUAAAUAGGCCUAUACGAUUAUAUGCCUAAUCAUGGAUGAAUGCACACUAUUUUUCCAUGCUUAAAGUCUCUAACGAAGUUCUUAAAAGUAUAAUUUGAAUUUAACAUUUUGAAUUUAUUGGCAUCCCGGAGCAAUUAAAAAUUUAUGAGCUACUGAACUUUUAACUUGAAGGAAAUUCAACAUUGAGCCUCAUUUUUACGAGGAUAAGACACAAUUCUGCUGCCCACGGGAAUUGAAACCAGGAUUACUCUAUAUUUAAUGUAAAUGAUGGGGCCUAUAUAAUUUUACAUUUAUUGUAUUAGUAGUAUCAAAAAGUUUUCUCUAUUAUUUCAAGGUAUAUAUCUUUAAAUAUUUAUGUACGAAGCUUUCGAACCUUGGAUCUCCAACAAAUAUGGUCCAAGAAAAUACCAUGUUAUAUCAAAGAUUUGCCUAGCAAAAAUUACGUAAUUCUACAUAGGCCUAGGCCUAUCGUUUAUGAUAGUAAACUGUAAAAUAUAAUAUUUUAAAGGCAAUUUACUGUUGUAUUCCCGUUUUUAUUUACAGCAAUGUAUGAACGGAAUCCCGGUCAUUUUCAAGUGAAUUCAAAUUCAUUAAAUAUGGUUUAGCACUCAUUAAGCAAAGAUUUACAUACUAGAAAGUUUCAUAAUUGUACAUUAUUCUUACAUUAAUAAACUGUAAAAAUGUAAUUUUUCGUUGUGUCCAGUUAGUUUCCACCUGUGUUCACACAUGAUAACGCGUAAUCAACGUAGCGCUGAAUACAGGCCGGAACUGUAUUAUUAAGACCUAAGACUCAUAUAGUUGAGGGAUGAUUUUUAAUAUUUUGUAAUACCGUACCAAUGCUGUAUUUUAUGGGAUGGGAGUCCCAUCUUAUAAAAUUCAGGAGUCAAGUUAAAGUUUAUAAAUAAUUAAAAAUUACACACAUACUAGAUAAUUCAUUAGUAAUUAUUACUAGUGUAAUUGUUUUUAUUGCAAUAUUGUACGCUUUAGACUAAAACUUUAUACGAAAAAGGAACCUUUCUCCAUCUCCUCUACCACAAUAAUUGUUGGUAAAAUCAGGAAGAUUUAAAUAAAGUAUUGAGAUAGACGGUGUUUGCGUACGUCCUUUGUUAAAAAACUUGGUAUAUCUUGUAAAGGUUUCUAGCCAUAGAUACUAUAUAAAUAUAAACGUGCUGGGCCGGGCCCAAACAACUAUACCUGGAUUAAGUCCUGGACCGGCCUGGAGCUUGCCGAAGUUUUAAAUGAGUUGCUAUAAUAAAUGUUUUUUAUGCUUGUGAAAUAUUAUGUAUGUAUAUUAAAGUUUCAUAUUUGCAAUACGAAA
This is a messenger RNA of Anneissia japonica, 2225 nucleotides long. RefSeq lists its product as uncharacterized. Bases 81 to 770 code for a protein of 229 amino acids. NCBI's taxonomy places the organism in Eukaryota, Metazoa, Echinodermata, Crinoidea, Comatulida, Comatulidae. The record is from RefSeq and is a predicted model, not a curated record. The transcript is spliced from 2 exons.